This is a messenger RNA of Doryrhamphus excisus (bluestripe pipefish), 666 nucleotides long. It is a transcript of the gene ndufb10, whose product is annotated as NADH:ubiquinone oxidoreductase subunit B10. The record is from RefSeq and is a predicted model, not a curated record. NCBI's taxonomy places the organism in Eukaryota, Metazoa, Chordata, Actinopteri, Syngnathiformes, Syngnathidae. Gene Ontology annotation, cellular component: respiratory chain complex I.
CAUUACAUCGUGCCCAGUACGCAUGCGCCACCUCGAAAGGAGAGCUGUCGAGGUCGAAUUGUAGGGUUUCUCUCACAUUGACUAAACUAGGGCAGAAAUGCCGUCAGAUUUUGAUAAAGAUGCAUAUCCGGAGCCCCCACGGCAGACUCCGGUCGUGGACAAACAGACAGCUUUGCCAAACCCAGCGGUGAUUUUGUCCAAACUCUUCCAUUACACCGUGGACCUGCCUGUCACCACAUUUAGAGACGCUAUCGAAAGCAUUCGGGCUAAAAACAGGUUGGUGUACUACCACCAGAAGUUCCGCCGUGUUCCCGACCUGACCGACUGCCAAGAAGGAGAUUACCUGUGCUACUACGAGGCUGAGAUGCAAUGGAGGAGAGACUAUAAAGUGGACCAGGAGAUUGUAAAGGUGGUCCAGGAGCGUCUCCGAGCCUGUCAGCAGAGAGAAGGUCCCAGCUACGAGCAGAACUGUUUUAAGGAGAUCCAGCAGUUCAAUGAAGUUACCAAGAACUUCCAGUCACGCUAUGGGGACCUAGGAGCUUAUGCUAGUGGGAGGAAAUGUCUCAUGAAGCAAAAAGAGAGGAUGAUGGCAGCUCAGACCCAAAACGCAUAAUCAUCCUUUUGUCUAUUCUGUGUAAUAGUUGUAAAAUAAAGUGUUUAAAUCAA